This is a messenger RNA of Dermacentor andersoni, 4852 nucleotides long. RefSeq lists its product as uncharacterized. Lineage: Eukaryota; Metazoa; Arthropoda; Arachnida; Ixodida; Ixodidae. The record is from RefSeq and is a predicted model, not a curated record. Gene Ontology annotation, molecular function: DNA binding. Gene Ontology annotation, cellular component: nucleus.
CACAAAAGAUAUGAAACUACACCGCUAAUAGCCACAUUUGUGCUGUGGUAAUCAAGUAACAUACCAUAUUUGCAUGAUUCUACAGCGCCACUGUGUUUAAUGUGCAGUUAUAUUACUGCCCAAAUAUAAAAAAAAAUAUAACAUGCCAUGCAAAGUAACGAAAUUGAGUUCAGGAGUACAGUGUUGAAACAACAUUAUGGAAGACACGCACACGCAGACAUGCACACAGCAGAAUCUGAGCAGCUAGUGUCAAAUGACACCUAUUGACGUCUGACCACAGAAAGCCAUAUUCAGUUCAAUUCAGCACCAGAAAUGUCACUUCUGGAGGCCCGUGCAACCAUUGCCUGCGGGAGGGCAAUCCACGCACCAAUGACCCACCUUGCGAUGUUUCCAAGUGUCUUAAGGGGGGACGUGGCUUUCGCAUAGCGAAAAAUUACCAAAAGAUCGAUUUUUUGAAAAUCACAUUUUCAGUUUCUAUAAGCCUUUUUCUAUCUGAUACCCAAAUAAUCAUCACUGUAAACCACUUAGAAGUGCUCUAAAAAAUUAAGUUUGAUCAGCCAAGGUGGCAAAAAACCUCGCGGAAAUCAAGAAAGAACAGCGUUUUUCAAGCCGUAAUAUCUCCGGAAUGGCGCGACCGAGCACUGCAAUCUUGGUCUCGUUGGAAAGCACGUUUCUCAGUCUUCAAAUCUGCCACUUCGGCGAUCUCCUCCAUACAAAAACAAGCACACAAAAAGCAAAUGAUUGAAGGUCGUGCCGAAGUCUGCGACUGGCCGCUCCCGCCACGCGACUCCAGCGCAGUUCGCCAUUGGUCCGGCACUCGCGUCGUCUGCUCGGCUCUUUGCACCUCGCGAGCCUGGGCGUCUCCACUCGCUGUAAUCUCGACGUGUCAAAACGGGCGCUACGCGGACAUCGCAGUAGCGUGGCCAAUCCCUACACUUGUGGACGUUUCAGACUCGCGGCUAAGCAUUCCGAGCAUCGGCGACACGGACUUCGCGACCGAGAUUCAUGCGCGGAAUCCUCGGACAUGCAGCUAAGCCUUUCAGCACUCUAUGUUGCCCACGCGCACCCAAUCCUCGGGCACACGGCUAAACAUUUCGCGCAUAGGGAGCCUCCGACUCUGCGAUCAUGGACAUCGCGCGCGGACCUCUCGGACCCUCAUUUAAGCAUUUUGUGCAUCAGCGCCUCCGACUGCGCAAAUAAGUGCAUCGAGUGUCGACUUCUCGAGCCCGCGGCUAGGAAUUUCGCGCGUCGGCACCUUGGACUGCGUGAAUAAGCGCAUUGAGGGUCGACUCCUCAAGCCAGCGACUAGGCAUUUUGCGUGUCGACACCUUAUAUCUGCAGCUAGGCAUUCAAACGUCAUCUCAGACCCGCAACCAAGCAUAUUGCGUGUUCACUAUACAGUAGAACCUCGCUGUUACGUUCCUCACUGCUGCGUUUUCCCGGCUGCUACGUCGUUUUCAUCCGGUCCCGGCAUAGCCUCCAUAGGAUCCAAUGUAUAAGGAACCCUGCUGUUACGUAGGACAGUCAAACCUCGAUAUAUCGAACACGGAUAUAUCGAAUUAUUGCGUAUAUCGAACACUUUCUAUAGCACGUGGAAAAUCGCAUGCAUUUUUAAUUUUUUAUUUCGAACGGGGCCGGAUGUAAAAUGGAUAUGUCGAACUCCGCCGCCCCAGACCAAGUGCGCUCUGUUGACAGGAGGCGAGCUUUCCCGCAACACUCUCGAAGAUAGCGGUGGCGCGAUGGGCGUUCCAGACUGCUGCGUACGACAGCUGCCCACAUCUGUUGCGCCGAGGGCGCCAUUUGAACGUAGCGGCGUACGCACGCGGCGGCUUGGCGUGGCCGUGGCUUGGCCAGGUUGGCUAGUUUGACAACAUCAACAACACGUGCGUCUCGGUGCUGCCGUUUGUGCUACGCCAGUCGUUGUGUGUGUGGCUUAGGCCUGUCGUGGUUGGUGUGAUGGCUGCAAACGCGAAGAAGCGGACCACCCUGACAUUUGCUGCGAAAUUGGAAGUGAUACAGCGCGUUGAAAAUGGAGAAAAGAAAUCGAGCGUCGCCGAAGCUUUCAACAUCCCAAGGAGUACUUUGAGCACUCUGCUGAAAAAUAAGAGUGACAUAAAGGCCAAGGCGGAACAGAACCAGCACUCAGGCGUGCGGCGGGUGUGCAAAGCUGCCUUUGAAGACGUCGAGAAGGCGCUGUACAAAUGGUUUAUCGACGUAAGGGGCCGGAAUAUUCCUGAAUGUUCCUUUAUCGGGACCAAUGCUACAGCAGAAGGCCAAGAACUUUGCGUUCAUUCUCGGCGCCGAGAAGUUCACUGCUUUCGGCAUGCGGGUUUCGUGACCCGCAUUGAAGAAGCUUCCGAGGAAGCAACCGAAGAUUUGACGUUGGAUGGCACAGAGGAAGAAUGCCAGCUUGAAGAAACCUACAGCCAGUUCGAGCGCUUUGUCGGUGCUGAGCCACACAGCAUGUGCAUUGAGGACUUCGUUGGCGGUGACGACAGCACCGGUACAGUGGCGGAGUUAACAGACGUGGAGAUCGCUGCAGAAGUGACUGCUGAGCGGCCAAACGAAGGCGCUGCCGAGGCUGAUCCAGCAAGCGCUGAUGUUGCCCCACUCCCUAGUGCAACUGAGGCUGUAGCUGCUUUGGCCGUUGUACGCCGCUACUGCGGCGCAAUAGAAGGCACUGGACUCUCUCUUGUGGACCGUUUGGACUAUGUUGAGGACGCCGUGGUCAAGCACGCGGUUGCCAAUAUGAAGCAGGCUACGCUGCUUCAGUACUUUCAGCGAACUAAAUAAAUACUUUGUUUGAAGCUUCAUGUGAGUAUCUAUUGCGCCACGAUUGGUUCAUUGAUUGAUUUGUGCUAGUUUUUGAUGCGUUUUCUACGUGAUUUUAUAUAUCGAAUUCUGGCUAUAUCGAACUAUUUUGCGACCACCGCGCUGUUCGAUAUAUCGAGGUUCGACUGUAGCUGUGAAAACGUUCCCACAUGAUGCAUCGCAACCCGAACCCGCCUGGGCUAAAGUAGGCAACGCGCUCCAACCGCCAUUUUGGCUUUUAACGAGUUUUGACUGGGCUUGGCUAUGGAACUGGCUGCAAAAGGCCGCACGCCAGUUUGAGAGGCCGCCACUAGGUGGCCAUUCGUGAAAAAUGCUCUCACUAUCAUCACUGUGAUUACGGACACCGCAUGGUUUGUUGGACGUUGCACGGGUCGACUCACGGAGGAAGGAAACUCUGGAGAGGACCUGAGGUCACUCUUUGUGAAGCUAUAGCUAAAGGGAAGCCGGAAGUUGCCGUUGCUCAUGGCGUUGCCAGCGUUGCUCCGCCUAUCGGGACAGCUCUCCUCUCUUGUUUACAUUUCUCGCGAAACCACGCCGCGCUGCGCGCAACCGGGCUGCUCGGACGCGCACGCUCCGCAGCAAUACUAAGCAAUCGUUAGCAUGAUUACGCCAAAGAGGGCAACAUUUCCCGCGGAUAUUCCUUCAUCCAUUGCCGUGGCGCGGUGACGACGAGGACCACGAGAUGCAUGAAGCCGGGGAGUUGCCAAAUCCUAGCUUCGGAGAAACCGUCGCGGCUCGCGACCUCCUCCGCAGGGUCGCACCUCACAGCGACGCUGACAGCAAUGCGGCCUUCCAGGCUAUGAGAAACGUGUGGUGAUUUCUAGCGAGCGAAAGAAACGGCAAGCCACCAUUCUAGACUUUUUUCAAGUUCUAAGCACACUCUGUGGAAAUAAAUUGUCUAUAGUUGAAGCUGCACUUUUUUCAUUCAUUUUCGGAGCUUUCCUCACUGUUGCGUUUUCCUGGCUGUUACGCUUUUUUUCCUUGGUCCAGUGAAAAACGUAUGAACGGGGUUCAACUGUAUGUUGUCAUGAUAGCUCGUAGCAAUAUCUGUCAUACCACCCCUUCAUAAAGAGAACCUCAUCACGAGUUCUGUUCUCUAGGCCCCUUGGGCUCGCAUAGACACCUGGCUGCAGAAGUGAUCGAGGCAUCAUACAAAAGUACAAUUCUGGAAAGCACCUAGCAGCUGCAUAUCUAUCACUGGCUCUCUGAUCCUAAGUUCUACAGCCAUUGUCAAAUAAAGAUGACUUGGGAGGCUGCUGACACUCAGAGCCUUCAUUCAGUAACAUGGUCAAUCCAACAACAACAAAAAAGCCUCAGUGAUUGUACUGGGUUGCUAUCAAUUGGGCAGCAUGCGGGUACAGGCUGCCUGAAUGUACACUGGAACUAUAUUCCUGCCCACACAGAGUUCUGCACGUCACUUGGUUUGAAACCUAGGUACCAUGCUCUUUGUAGAGCAGCAGCAGCAAAGAAUGCCCUAUAAAAAGAAAAAAAAGGGGGGGGGGAGCACACUAAACCGGAGGCCACAUCUACAAGAAGCCCUAUAUCACAAAACACCCCAAAGGCUACAAAUUUGGUGCCUUUUAGAGAACUGAAGAGGAGGUCAAACUUUGAGAGCUGUUUUCUCAAAACUGUUUUUCUGCGUUUUUGCUCAGUUUCUGGAGCUGAUUUCUUUGUUACCUUUUAACAGUGCAGGUCGUGACAUUCUCGCUUUCUUAUCUUGACCCUUUGUAAGUUUACGAUAUGGCUAUUCGUCUACCCUGAAGGUGUGCUUGAUGUGAAGGUAACAUAAAAUAUGGCACUCCAAAAAAUCUGUGUUGCGAAAAAAAAAAAAUGCAAGAAUGUCACGACCUUCAGCAUGCAUUUAGCUAUGCAGUCAAUACUUAACAAGCCUUCUAUCACGUUUUUUAAGUUCCCCAGGCUCUCCAGAAAGUAAGAGGGACAAAAAUUCAGCUCAAUCAAAUUGAAUAAAUUGUUCUCAAGAUAUUGCUGUGAAACUUUUAUGGAAGCAUCAGGGAGACAG